AUGCCCAUUGAAACCGUUGAACCAGAAGCCGAACCAAUUCUCGCCGAAGAUAAUGAAGGGUCAGCACCGAAGCUGCCCACGCCAUCUCGGCCAGCAAUCACGCCACAAGUAGUUAUCUUACACAUGACACUACUACCGCUUGAUGUCAAACCAAUGGACGCUACGACAGGUGCGAUGGAACUUGGAGAAUACACUGGAGAAAUGACGGGAAAGAGGUCGAGAGAGCAGGAUAAUGGAUCGGAUUCACAGGACGCCAAGCGUUUGCGCGCAACCCUCCCCAUCAUGACAGAUCUAGCACUGGACCAACAGUUCUUCACACAUUAA
Messenger RNA from Botrytis byssoidea, 324 nucleotides. RefSeq lists its product as uncharacterized. The transcript has a single exon. The record is from RefSeq and is a predicted model, not a curated record. NCBI's taxonomy places the organism in Eukaryota, Fungi, Ascomycota, Leotiomycetes, Helotiales, Sclerotiniaceae. The coding region runs from base 1 to 324 and encodes 107 amino acids.